Messenger RNA from Equus caballus (horse), 6424 nucleotides. The record is from RefSeq and is a predicted model, not a curated record. Lineage: Eukaryota; Metazoa; Chordata; Mammalia; Perissodactyla; Equidae.
UUAAAAAUAAAAUGAUUUAUUAAUUCAGAUACAAAAAUACCUAGAAUAAAAAGUUAAUAAACAAAUGUUCCUACUGGGUAUUAAUAGAUUAGGUUACUUUCAACAAUAUUAUUAUCUUUUAUGCUCAGAGAUUAAAUGCGUUUCAGACAUUGCCUAUUGUGUCCAACUGUGUCUAAGUAGAAUUGUGUAAUACUGAUGUAGCAAUAAUCAAUGCAUCAAAUUUAAUGAACAUUUACACAGAAUCCUCCCAAAUGCAAUCAUAUUUAUGGAAGUGAAAGACUCUAUGAUUUUAUCAGUUUAGUUUUCCAGCGAUCAAAUUCUAACUGUGAACUUCUCUAAUAAGUAGAAACCAUGUCUUGGUCAAUAGAAACUGGCAAAUAGAAGAUGCUUAGUACAUACACUUUUUGAACUAAUAAUGACAGUCAUCCAUUUAACAAACAUUUCCUGAGUGACUGUUUCAUCUAUAACUAUACUAGUUAUUAUGAGAUAUAAAGAUGUUCAUGACAUAUUACCUACCCACAAGACUUAUUCUUGGUGAAAGGGCAUCUUAGGUCAAAUCAAUGACUGUAUAAAGCCUGUUUUUACCUUGAAUUUUAUCUUGAAGAUUAUCUAGAUCUUUAUAGUGAGGAUGCAACUCUUUUAACUGUGAUUGUUGACCAAGCCUUUGCAUUUACUAGGUGCCUGAAGAGCCUUCUCAAAUGAAUCUACUCUAAUUCCCAAGAGUAGAAAAGACCCUGUUUAUAGGCUGUCUGACAACUAGCCUCUUAAUGGGGCCUAGAGAAGGUCAAGUAGGCUGCCACCUUUCUCUUUAUAGGAACUGACUGUAACCUGCAAUAAAAUGGUUCAAAUGAGGAGGGCUGUGACUCCAGUGCAACACCCCUUCCGGAUUACACAAUGAGUGCAGUGAUGGCACAGUUUUCAACCAUACUAGUAUUUUUGAGUGGCCCAUAGGCAUUUUCAACUCAAUAUAUACUAGCCUGAAGAUUUACAUUUACCUAAGGCUGAUAUCCUUUAGAGGGAUGUACAGUAAUUCUCAGCAUUUUUAAAAUUGCUGAAUUCAUCUUACGCUCAGAAGCAUUGAAAAAUUCAACUAAAAAUUAUACCCAUCAUUUUAAGAUAUUUAAUUCAUAACCAUCUGGGGAUGCAAUGUCUGCUCUGUUGACCUUACUGUAAGCCAUGUGUGAUAAAAUCACUUUAUAUUUAUGUAACAUUUUAAAGUGAUGUUGGUAUUGAUUAUAUAAAAAUAUUGUUUAACUUGCAAUUUCUGUACAGAUAAGAACUUUCCCCUUUUAAAUAGUAAAGAGUCAAAUAAUCACAGAUGUUGUUCACUGAGGAAACAGGAGUUCCUCUCAAGCCAGAAACUGGAAUUUAGAAGAAAACACAAGGUUAGAUACUACAUGAGAAAUCUACAUCACUUGUUCUUAAUAAUAUAGGCAUGAAGACGUCUAGAGAGGACGCCUGAGUAGUGGUGUCAGGUGGUUUCUUUCACAUGGAACCAUAUGGAUCCUGGGGAGUAAGAAACACAAACAAAUUUCACAUUAAAUUUUGUCAUCUCCUUGAAUUAGAGGGUAGGUAGCUCAAGGAGCAGGUGAAAUCAAAGAACAAUAAUAAGAGAAUUUCACUGAUUAAUCAAAUAGCUAUACACAUUAUAAAUCAACUUGUGCUUAAACUUUGUGGGCUAUUAAACUCCAUUUAAUGUUUUUCUUCUUUCUCAGUAUCUAAUAUCAAGCAGAGAUAAGAAUGAACCAAAGGAGGCUGAUGUUAAGCAGGCUUUCACCAAAGCAUUAAAAGAGGCUCAAAGCCCCUUUGGGAGCCAGCAUGAAAGGAACAGCUGUAAAAGUCGGACAACCACAUAGGGAAGGGGAGCUUGGGAUUAUAGAAUCACGCUCUUAAGUUAGACACCCCUUCCCACUGGUGGUCCUUACAGGGGUAAGUCUUCCUAUAUCUGGAUUUUUUGCUUGUUUUACUUUUAGGUGACUAGAGACAGAUAAAUACACACACAUAGAGAAAUAAAUUGUGUGAUUUAUUUGACUGCACACUUUAAAGUCUCAGAAUUUAUUAUAAGGGCUCAUAAAAAAACACAAAUUCGUAUGUAUAAAAUUUAAUCACUGAAGUCUAAUAUUGUAAAAAUCUAAUGAGGAGAUAAUAUAUUAAUUAAAUUUAAAUAUUUAUAUUGAAGGAAAUGGUAUGCAGCUGUUCAAAGUAUGUUGUAGGGAAAUAUUUUGACAUGGAAAAUUAUUCCGAGGUGUUUCUAAAUGGAAGAAAUACGUAAACUAGCAACAAUGUUUCUGUAUUUUUUUUAAUUCAUGAUAUAUAUGAAAAUACAUGUACAGUAAAAGGUAUAACUGUAUAUACCAACCAUUAACAAUGAUCAUCUGUGAAUUCAUGUUUCAGAUAUUACUUUUUUAGUCUUUUAAAUACAGUUUCAUAAUGUUUUACUAAGAAGAUUUUGAAACUUGAUGUCAGAAGCUCAUACGAGGUAGGUACCACUUUAUUCACACAAUCAACCAUGCUCUUAAAACUCUAAUCUCUAAAUUUAAAACGUUAAGGUCUGUAAUUUUCUAACCAGGAGUAAAACAAAGAAAAUAAUAUAAACGUUAUAAUAAGGUGCUACUUACAAACAUAUAUUUUGCCUAAAAAUAAACCACUGAAGAAUUUCAAGACCAUUUUCUUCAUGCUAAUAUUAAUUUAGUGAAAUAGAUUUGACUCCAUAAAGGAAGUCAGUUAAGAUAUGUUACAUUUUCAGAAGUAGUUAUAAGAAUCUGAUAUCCUCUACAAAAGCUUAUAUACCUUCCCCAAUCAUAUGCUCGUUCUUCUUGGUAAGGAAGUUAGAAAUUUGGCAAAAAUCAUGAUAAAAAUAUAAAAUAUUAAAAUCCAGAUAUUGGUUUAUAUGAUUCUUCACUAAAAGGAACCAGAUUUUUUGGAGAAAUGGCUAUGUCCAUGGCUGAAGUGGAGAAUGUAUCAGAAGAGCUUGAAACAUCUUAUAAUAUUAGAAGUGAGGAAGUCCUCAAAAUGUAUGGAAACAUGUUAAUAGAACAAAGGCGUUUGGAGUUCUUAUCAAAACUUGGAGGGUUCAUAUAUGGGACGAUUAAGCAUGUAAUGAGAAUAAAUAAUUGUAAUCCCUUGAUAAAAACAUUGAUGAGUCCAUAUUGAUAGAUAGAUGAGAGAGAACGAUUGAUACACACGACAUAGAGCUAAAUACAUGAUAGAUAGAUAGAUAGAUAGAUAGAUUGGUAGAUGGAUGGAUAAGUAGAUAGGCCCUUACCUUAUACUAAAAUUGACUAUUAAUAAAUAUAAAAGUGAUGAAAGAGUUAGAACAGCACGUUUUGAAAUAAUCAUUACCAGUAAUUGAGUCUAGCAAGAUCCCCAAUGGAUGCUGAAUUAGUGGCUGAAACCUUUAUGAGGAAGAGAAUAUUUGUAUAUUAAUUUUAACGGAUGCUCCAGAAAUUGCAUUAGAAAAGAAUAAUGAUUUUAUAAUGGAGAUACUUGGGAGGCUGCAUCUUCACAAAGUGCUCCAAGUGAGUGUCAGCAAUAAUGGGUCAAAUUAACCUCAUGCGCAUGCUCAUGGAAUACACUGAGGAGGAUACUGGUUUUUCCUGUAGAAAGUGAAUAAUGCGAUUCAAAAACGAGAAACUUCAUACAACACCAAUUUGAGGAACAAUUCACUAAAGAACUGCUCUGUAAUCUUCAAAAAUAUCAGUGUCAUCAAAGGCAAAGAAAAGUCUGAGCAACUAUUCCAGAUGAAAGGAGAAUCAACGUAGAUGACAUUAAAUAUAAUAUGUAACCUUGGAUUGGGUCCUGGAUGGGGGAGGAUUAGAGAGAGAAUAUUGUAGAUUAAAGAAUCAUGUCAGUAUUAAAUUGCUUGAUUUUGAUAAUUCUAUUGUGGUUAGAUUAGUGAAUAUCUUUGUUCUUGGUGAAAAUAAGAUGAAUUUAGGGGUAAGUGGGCAUGAUAUCUACACUUUCAACUCAAAUGAUUCCAGAAAAAAAAUACAUAUAUAUAGAUAAAAAAGAAUAAGGCAAAUAUGACAAAAAAUUUAAAAUUCGUUGAAUUGGGUGAAUGUAUAUGUGAAUUCUUUGCAUAAUUUUUGACACUUUUUCUGUAAGUUUAAAUUUAUUUCAUAUUAAAAGUUAGAAACAUGAAGGAAACCAUUUUGGGGGAGUAGGGGAAGCUGUCAAGUAGGAACAAGGCUACAACCUUUCUCUGAGCUCAUUUUGAGAUAAACAACUCCAAUUUUUGUUGAUUCUCAGGCUCUGACCCUUUAUCAUAUUUCAGUCCUUGACAAACUGUCAUUAAGAAAUGGGAAGCAACCAGUCAUGGGUCACAGAGUUCGUCUUGGUGGGAUUCGAGCUCAGUGCAGACUUGGAAGUGCUCCUCCUCUGGGUCUUCUCCCUGUUCUACAUCUUCAGUCUGUUGGCAAAUGGCGUGAUCUUGGGACUCAUCUGUCUGGACCCGAGUCUACACACCCCCAUGUACUUCUUCCUCUCACAUCUGUCCAUCAUUGACAUGUCCUAUGCUUCCAGUAAUGUGCCCAAGAUGUUGGCAAACUUAGUGAACCACAAUAGAACCGUAUCCUUUGUUCCAUGCAUUAUGCAGACAUUUUUGUAUUUGGGUUUUGCUGCUACAGAGUGCCUGCUUUUGGUGGUGAUGUCCUAUGAUAGGUUUGUGGCGAUCUGCCACCCCCUCCACUACACUGUCAUCAUGAACUGGAGAGUGUGCAUGGUCCUGGCUGUCUCUUCCUGGUCAUGUGGAUUUAUUCUGGCUCUGGUACAUGCAAUUCUCCUUCUCAGGUUGCCCUUCUGUGGACCCCGGAAAGUGAACCACCUCUUCUGUGAAAUUCUGUCUGUCCUCAAGCUGGCCUGUGCUGACACCUGGAUCAACCAAGUGGUUAUCCUUGCUGCUUCUGUUUUUGUCUUAGUUGGGCCUCUCUGCUUAAUGCUAGUUUCCUAUAUGCGCAUCGUCUGGGCCAUCCUAAAGAUCCAGUCAAAGGAGGGCGGCACAAAGGCCUUCUCCACCUGCUCCUCCCACCUCUGUGUGGUUGGACUCUUCUUUGGCAUCGCCAUGGUGGUUUAUAUGGUCCCAGACUCCAAUCAACAAGAAGAGCAAGAGAAAAUACUGUCCCUGUUUCACAGCCUCUUUAACCCCAUGCUGAACCCCCUCAUCUACAGCCUGAGGAAUGCUCAGGUGAAGGGGGCCUUGUAUCGAGCACUGCAGAAGAAGAGGCCCAUGUGAAGGGUAGACAGAAUGUUGUUUGAUUGCAGAUUUCCUUUUAAAAUAUGUGCUUUGUGAAGCAAAAUGUCAAAAAAAUUUCCCACUUUGAAUUUUGAUGCAAAAAUGGUACCGGCCCAAAUUUUAGCUCUGAAAAUAGGGCGAAGUUCCAAGGCAAAGCAUAUCUUCUAAACUUUAAAGACCAUGUUAGGAAAUGUGGCAGCUAAAUAAUCGGAAUAUUUACUCUGUCUUUUAAGAAAUAUUGAAUUCUCUUUAUUUUGGAAGCCAAGAAUACUAAUGUAUGGAGAAAAAAUUUAAAUGUCGGAAAAGGAUAUCAAUACAUUUCUCUGGCUUACGUAUUUAGACAUAGAUGACUUCUUCUCACCUUGUGGUAGCUGGAAACAGUGCAGUAAAAUUAAUACCAUGAGAGACAACUUCCAAAGGAGACUUAAAAUUUCAACAAAGAAAAUACUACAGAAUUAUAUGACUCUUCUUCCCCAAUUGUGAGGCCAAUGAAAUAAGAGUUUAGAGAAACUCUAGAUUACUUGGUGGAAUAAUUUAGAAGUAAAGGGAAAAAAGUUAGAGAGAGAUUUAUUCCAACAAGAAACUGUAUAAAAAAUCCUCAAAUAUAUUAAAAGUUUAAGAUUUGGUCAAAAGGAAAUUCAUUAGUCAAUAUGUAAAUAGUUCCAGAGAUAAGGGUUUUGAAUAUUGCUUAAACAUUACACUUAUUUUGGGGUCAUGAUUUUUCUAAUAAUGUAAAAUUUAAUCCUGUUGGAAUUCUUGAAAAUUUUCCCACCAAAAUUUGUGUACUCUUUGAACCAAGUAAGCUGAAGAUGGUUUGGGGUAGCACCAAGCAGCAUGAGACAACUAGGAUAUAGCCAACAUCAUUUGUCCUUCACGGCAGCAAGAAUUCCUCUGGUUGUAUGAAACAGUAUUGAACAACCGUCUUUGGGACGCUAAGAAGGAUUCAAUAAGUUAGGAUUUCUCCCUUUUUGUAAAAAUUCAAUAUUUACAUAUAUUGCAAAAUGAUCACCACAGUAAGUCCAGUUAACAUCCUUCACUAUACAUAGUCACAAAAUUUUUUUCCUGUGACAAGAACUUUUAAUGUCUUAUCUCACCCUCUUUCACAUAUACCGUACAGUAUUAUUAACUAUAGUCAUCAUGCUGUAUGUAAAUACCCAAGAUUUAUUUAUUUUAUAACUCUCAGCUUGUCCUUUC